Molecule: messenger RNA, 345 nt
Organism: Geodia barretti
Lineage: Eukaryota; Metazoa; Porifera; Demospongiae; Tetractinellida; Geodiidae
Source: the annotation of a GenBank genome assembly
AUGCUGACGCGCAUUCGCAACGCUAUCCAGGCCAGGCACCAAACGGUGCUGGUGCCCCAGUCCAAGGUGAAGAUCGCCAUCGCCGACAUCCUGAAGGCGCAGGGCUACAUCCGCGAAUGGGACCAGGCGCGCAACCAGAAAUUCCCCACCAUGCGGAUCCAGCUCACCUACAAGCUGAAAAGGGUCAGCAAGCCGGGACUGCGCGUGCACGUCGGCCGGGGCGAGAUUCCCCGGGUGUAUGGCGGGUUGGGCAUUGCCAUCGUCUCCACCUCCCAGGGAAUGAUGACCGGAUACGAAGCCUGGCGGAAGGGCAUCGGAGGAGAGUUGGUCUGUUAUGUCUGGUAA